Carya illinoinensis is the source of this 1090-nucleotide messenger RNA. Its product is annotated as GATA zinc finger domain-containing protein 16-like. Bases 58 to 858 code for a protein of 266 amino acids. Gene Ontology annotation, molecular function: sequence-specific DNA binding; zinc ion binding; DNA-binding transcription factor activity. The record is from RefSeq and is a predicted model, not a curated record. Gene Ontology annotation, biological process: regulation of DNA-templated transcription; flower development. The transcript is spliced from 3 exons. Lineage: Eukaryota; Viridiplantae; Streptophyta; Magnoliopsida; Fagales; Juglandaceae.
CGCAGUACUAUUCUUGAGUUUUCUUCUUUUUCUUUAUUUUUUGUUAAUCAUUUUUGCAUGGUUUACAGGCCAGUCUCGAAUAUUGCUCUAUCUCAAAGCUUGACUCAGAACCCAGUACCGGUGCUUUGGAAUCAAACUCCAUAUAUAUUAAUGGCGUCCCAACCAUUCCAUCAGGCAUCAGCAGGAAUGAAUAGCUUUGUCCCGUCCAACCCAUCAUCAGGAAGUCAUGGCGGCCAAGUGGACCUCACCCUCAGGCUAGGAUUACCUAAAGACUCUCACGAAAAGAACAAUCUUUUCAACUUGGGCGGCCAAUAUGAUCCUCCUGCUCCCAUGAACUAUCACCAUGCCUAUUUCAGCUACAAUCGUGGCUGCUCUUACUCUCCGGGCACAUAUCCUUUUGGCAUGGCUUCUGAAAUGGGCAGCAUGACCAACCAGCUGGGUGGACAGAAUAUGUAUGAUCACCCCAAUAUUCAUAUGAAUGAUCCAUGGUUAGCAAACCCUAAUUACAUGAAUUCAAAUGGAGUACUAGGGCAUCAUCCCUACAACUACUACAACAACAUCCAGCCUCCAGCAGCUCAAAUGAAUGAGUACGUACUGCUUAGCCCCUCCUCUAGGACGCCUGGCAAUGGCAGCUCCUCUUCAAGGCGUCAAUGCAAUAUCAAUUAUAAUGACCCUAACAAGAGGUGCACCAACUAUAACUGUGGCACUAAUAACACUCCCAUGUGGCGCAAAGGCCCCCUUGGCCCUAAGAGCCUUUGCAAUGCUUGUGGGAUCAAGUAUAGAAAGGACGAGGAGAGAAAGAAAGCCAGAGAUAUUGCAGCUGAAAGCUCCGGCACAAGCAGUCGGGAUCAGGAAUGACCGAGAGAUCAGAUCAAGUCAAUGCUCGAUCGACGUGUUUGAAAACAAUAUCAGGUUUCAAAAUAAUUCAGAGUUGGAUGAAAGUAUAUGGGACAUAACCAUAUAUAUAUAGCUUUUCCUCAUUUUCUGGAAUACAUUUUGGGAUGAAAAUACUCAUAAGAAUAUUUGGUAGCUUUUUGCUUUCUGCUAUUUAGAAGAAGAACAUGGACGAAUGUCAUGACAACAUUGGCUA